This is a messenger RNA of Papilio polytes (common Mormon), 2414 nucleotides long. Its product is annotated as vanin-like protein 3. The record is from RefSeq and is a predicted model, not a curated record. The transcript has 9 exons. The coding region runs from base 102 to 1499 and encodes 465 amino acids. NCBI's taxonomy places the organism in Eukaryota, Metazoa, Arthropoda, Insecta, Lepidoptera, Papilionidae.
UUGUUGAUGUGACAUUCGCGCGCCGAACGCCGGUUCGAUCGAACGUUUUAUAGCAUACCUAUUACGUAUUAGGCCUUUUUUUACGCUGCGUUUCUGCAACUAUGGAUGUUUUCUUGAAAUUUAUUUUAUUGUGUUUGUGCUACCAAUCGGCGAUUUGUAAGUUAACAUAUAAGGCAGCAGUGUUACCCGGUAAUCAAAGAAACGGCGCCAAGGAUUAUAUUUCUCAGAUGAAUAAAUUUUCAAAUCAGGAUGUAGAUAUUGUAUUACUGGCUUCCGAAGUUUUGGACUCUGAAACUUACGGAAAAGUGGACUGCACUCCUGAUAAUUAUGACGAGUUGAUACGGGACUUUUCAUUGUUAGCGAAGCGAUUCAACGUGUAUUUGGCCACACAUUUGUACCAGAGGUUGCAAUGUCAUAGCAAUGUUGAGGUUGUGAAGAAUAAUUUAGUGUUUGAUAGAAAUGGAGCUAUUGUUGCUGUAUAUACGAAACCUUUAAACAACUACGCAAAAUGUAAUGUAACGUCUCAGACAACAUUUACCACCGACUUUGGAGUCGAAUUCCUUGUGUUAAUGGAGGAAGAUGUAUUACUCCAAGAUUUAAAAAACUUGAAAACACAGAAUAUCAUUGUUACUGGAGGAUCUGCGGAUAAUAUUGUGUAUAUAAAAGGGAAUCAGUUGAUUUCAUCUUUGGCGUAUAUUACUGAUGUAAACAUAAUUUCUGAUGAUGGUAUCUACAUUGGUAAAGGCGGUCUGAAGUCCAAAGGUCAAGUCUUGGAGAUUAAUAAGAAUGGAAAAGAUAAACAUAAUACGUUACAUUUCAAUCCAAUCAACAUACGUGAUCUUCCUCUGGAGGAUACAAACCAGUACAUCAUCAGGCCGCUGGACGUGGCGGCCAGUCUGCCAGGGUAUGAGGAGACUGUCUGCGAUGGAAACUUCUGUUGUCAGUUCUACGUCAAAACUAGGAGUCUUGGUACAAAGUCCGCGGAGGCUCACUACGGCCUGUCUGUGUAUUCUGGCGUUAGGAGAAUGGGUGUCCAUUACUUGGGUGUGGAUUCUUGCAAGCUGGUUGUUUGCGCAGCUCUGUACAAACGAACCUGUGUCCUCGGACUGGAAAGUAAUAUGAAUGUUACAUUCGAAAAGAUAUCGAUAAAAGGUAACUUCACGGCACAUCACUCGUCGCAGCUCCCCGUCAUCUUGACAACACAGACGUCAGUGUCAUCUGACAGCUUCGCUUUCGUCAAGAAAUUGACGAAACAUGUUGAAGUGUCAGCUGAGUUGUCAAAUGUUAAAAAUAUAUUGAAAUUUGGUAUUUUAAAUCGUGAUUUUACAAGAGAUUAUAAUGAUAAUUUUAAUACUAAUAAUACAGCUAAAUCGUACGAUGAAAAUGGUUUUUACGAGUACAUAUUAAAUGAAGAUGUAUUUGAAUUUUUUGAUUAUUUAUGGAUAAAGGUUAGGGUCUUAAUUUUAAUUGUGUCUAUUUAUAUCUUAGAGAUGAUGUAAGGAUUACCAAUCGGGUUUAAAAAUAUUAGCAACGUAUAACCAUUAGAGGAAAUAUACCACUAUCUUUCUUUUUUGCAACUGGAGUGAAAGAGAAAAACUUCGAGUGGUUAAUAGGGCUGGUACCUUAUGGAUUGAAAAGUUUUGGUUGUUAUUUUGAUAAUUGGCAGCCCUAAUUAGGUAUAUAAGAAAGAACUAAAAUAUUGCUAUUAUAUGGUAUUGUACAUUUUUAUAAUUUAAAAUCUGUGUUCUUCAAUUUUAUUGAUAUUUGUAAUGUAAAAGUAACAUUUAAAACUUAAUUUAAAUUUUGUAGUCCAAUAACAUAAAGAUGUUAAGAACCUUGAAUAAAUUUUCUUUACAAAUGUUAUUAAAACAUGGUGAAUUCACUAAAAUUAUUUAUAAAUAAUUAUGAGUAAGUAUUGAGUUAAGUUUCUAUAAUUUAAAGCUAUGAAAACAUUGUAAAUUUUUGAAAUUAACGAAUACAAUUUAACGGUACACAAGUCUUUACAAACAAUACAAUAAAAUGGCUUAAAACGAAAUUAAAAUUGUUACAAUAAAAACUUUCCACCAUUUUGUAUUUUUUAAAUAUAACUGGCAGCAUUUGUUUGUCAGCAAAACUAUUGAAGGUUAUGAAAUGUAUUUAUGAAUUUUAAUGGUUGAUUUUUCUGAGAAAUGGAACGUUAAUAUUUUUAUUUUUAUUCUACAAUAAUGUUACGGGUAAAGGUGACCUAGUGAUAGAUUCUUUAUAUUUGUAAUCUUAAAAUCUUUGGAUAUUUCAAAUAAUUGGAACAUUAUUUUACAUGUAGUUUGCUGCGUUUAAAGUAUGUUUUAUUUCAAAGAUUGUAAAAUGGCAACAUUACUGAAUCACGACUGAUUACUGUGAUAUUAGUGUUAUAUGGCUAUAAAUACAUUUCAAUA